CCAAUGAUGAGACUCCUGUUGCAACAAGGUGUGGACGUCAAUGCCCGAGAUAUCUGGGGCAAGACGCCCCUAGCAGAGGCGGUUCUCUUGGAAUGUCCGAUAUCAACGGCCCUGCUUCUGGAAAAUGGCGCAGACCCUAACAUCGCGGAUCGAAAUGGCGAAUCACCACUGAAGGUGUCUGUAUCUGCCCAUUCUAGAGGUAUAGCACAACUACUUCUGGAAAAUGGGGCCAAUCAGAUU
Aspergillus heteromorphus CBS 117.55 is the source of this 240-nucleotide messenger RNA. Its product is annotated as ankyrin repeat domain-containing protein. NCBI's taxonomy places the organism in Eukaryota, Fungi, Ascomycota, Eurotiomycetes, Eurotiales, Aspergillaceae. The annotation marks the transcript as partial. The transcript has a single exon. Gene Ontology annotation, molecular function: protein binding. The record is from RefSeq and is a predicted model, not a curated record.